Fusarium sp. VM40 is the source of this 531-nucleotide messenger RNA. The record is from the annotation of a GenBank genome assembly. Lineage: Eukaryota; Fungi; Ascomycota; Sordariomycetes; Hypocreales; Nectriaceae.
AUGGCGGACAAAAUUCCAGAGCCGACCGUCGACCAAGCCGUCAAGGACCAAGCCGUCAAGGACCAAGCCGUCAAGGACCAAGCCGUCAAGGACCAAGCCGUCAAGGACCAAGCCGUCAAGGACCAAGCCGUCGCAGACCAACAAGCUGUGCGCGAUAAGAUGUCUCUACGCGAAAUAUUCGAUUUGAUGAAGGAGGAUCCAGAGGGAAAUACCCUUAAUGCAUUAGGCUACGAUGGUGUGCUUCGGAGAUUUGACCCGGAACGGAAUGUUCUUGACGCAGUUGGCCUCAACCCAACCCAGGUCAGAGAAUACUGGGAAGGAUUAACCAUACCGGAUAGAUUUCUCAUCGCCGACGGCCGUAAUGUAUCCCAUUGGGAUAUGUUCCACCCCGCUGCGGAGAGCAUUCCCAAGAAGUUUACAGCGGAGGAUAGAGCUAGAGUUCAGGCACAUAACGAGGAGUUGGAAAGGCGCGGAGUCACCUGCUGUGUUCCGGACAAGUCUGCCGACGAUGAUAAAUCGAAAGCUGAAUAG